Molecule: messenger RNA, 1068 nt
Organism: Neogale vison (American mink)
Lineage: Eukaryota; Metazoa; Chordata; Mammalia; Carnivora; Mustelidae
Gene: CCR8
Product: C-C motif chemokine receptor 8
Exons: 1
Coding region: 1-1068 (355 amino acids)
Biological process (GO): chemotaxis; cell surface receptor signaling pathway; positive regulation of cytosolic calcium ion concentration
Cellular component (GO): membrane
Molecular function (GO): C-C chemokine receptor activity
Source: RefSeq, a predicted model, not a curated record
AUGGAUUAUACGCUGGAGCCCAAUGUGACGACGGUAACGGACUACUACUAUCCUGAUACCAUGUCAAGCCCCUGCGAUGGGGAACUUAUCCAAAGAGACAGCAAGUUGCUUCUUGCUGUCUUUUACUGUGUCUUGUUUGUAUUUGGUCUUCUGGGAAACAUCCUGGUCAUCCUUGUCCUUGUAGCCUGCAAGAAGCUGAGGAGCAUCACCGACGUAUACCUCUUGAACCUGGUCCUGUCUGACUUGCUUUUUGUCUUCUCCUUCCCCUUCCAGACCCACUAUCAGCUGGACCAGUGGGUGUUUGGGACUGUAAUGUGCAAGGUGGUCUCUGGUUUUUAUUACAUUGGCUUCUUCAGCAGCAUGUUUUUUAUCACCCUCAUGAGUGUGGACAGGUACCUGGCAAUCGUCCAUGCGGUCUAUGCCAUGAAAGUGAGGACAGCCAGGAUGGGCACAGCCCUGAGUCUGGCUGUGUGGCUGAUUGCUAUCAUGGCCACCAGCCCAUUACUGGUGGUGUACCAAGUGGCCUCUGAAGAUGGCAUUCUACAGUGUUAUUCAUCUUACAAUCAACAGACUCUGAAGUGGAAGAUCUUCAUCCACUUUGAAAUGAAUAUCUUAGGUCUGUUGAUCCCAUUCACCAUCCUUAUGUUCUGCUACAUUAGCAUUCUGCACCAGCUGAAGAGCUGCCAAAAUCACAACAAGACCAAGGCCAUCAAAUUGGUGCUCAUUGUGGUGAUCACAUCUUUACUCUUCUGGGUCCCGUUCAAUGUGGUCCUCUUCCUCACUUCUCUGCUCAACAUGAACAUUUUGGAUGGAUGUGUCCUGAGCCAGCGACUGAUUUAUGCCACUCAUGUCACAGAAACCAUUUCCUUCACUCACUGCUGUGUGAACCCUGUGAUCUAUGCUUUCAUGGGUGAGAAAUUCAAGAAACACCUCUCAGAAAUAUUCCAGAAGAUUUCCAAUUAUGGCCUCCUCUUUGUAGGAAGACAAAUACCUAGGGAGGGCUGGGAAAGACCUCCCUCCUCCUGUCAGCACCCCUCCCGCUCCUCCAGCACAGACUACAUUUUGUGA